CGGUUAUCAAAAUCUCCGAGCUGCUAUCUUACCAUCUUACGGCAGGGAAGUAGAAGCACCACAUAGGAGGUAGAGGUAUGGAUAACUACCUAAACUACCUAGGCAUGUCUUGUUUUGAACCCACCCGAGAUCGUGUAUUAUUUUGAUGCUGUGCUGCAUCCACAACGCGAAUAUCGGUGUUGGUCCGAAAAUACUCCCCCAUCCUUGCUGUUUUAUCCGCCAUCCUCGUAUCGGAUCAAAGCUCAAAGCUUAUUUAGCAUUAGGUAUGCAGUAGGCUGAUUGCAAAUGCGUGGCUUUUGGCAGCUUGAGUUAUUGUUAUUGUUAUUACCUACCUCUUGGGAGGUAUGUAAGAUGUUGAGCAAUACGUGCGUCAGCGGCCAUGGCUGCAAAUAUCACGCGGUUCAGGCUGCGAGUAUCCAUACCCAAAAGUACGUAUUGUGCGUAGUCCGCCAAAAAAGACUGCGUUGGGGAAUGCAAAUAGAAGGUCGAGAUUGCUACGAGUAUGUUGGUUUGUGCCUGGCAGGAUCUGCCAGCCUCGGAGGAUACGACAAGGAUUAUCGGGGUUAUUACAGUGUGAUUGUUGUUCAGUUACCAUAUUUUUUUACAUAGUACAUCAAUCCCCUUGUGAUAAUUGCCAUAAUUAUUUUUGAAGACCUUACCUUACCUACCCUAAGAUCGGUUUAAUAAGGGGCUAAAACCGAAAAGGAGCAAUCUAAAAUACAUAUCCAGGAAUAGUACUGGGAACAAGUACUGAUCUAGGAAUACCUACACACACCUCUAGGUACCUAAGGUAAUUAUCUCGGAACUUUUGAAUUUU
Messenger RNA from Daldinia caldariorum, 817 nucleotides. RefSeq lists its product as uncharacterized. Bases 286 to 609 code for a protein of 107 amino acids. Lineage: Eukaryota; Fungi; Ascomycota; Sordariomycetes; Xylariales; Hypoxylaceae. The transcript has a single exon. The record is from RefSeq and is a predicted model, not a curated record.